Salvia miltiorrhiza (redroot sage) is the source of this 1702-nucleotide messenger RNA. RefSeq lists its product as uncharacterized. Bases 218 to 1384 code for a protein of 388 amino acids. The transcript has 8 exons. NCBI's taxonomy places the organism in Eukaryota, Viridiplantae, Streptophyta, Magnoliopsida, Lamiales, Lamiaceae. The record is from RefSeq and is a predicted model, not a curated record.
GAAAUUAGGAGAUCUCUAAAAUCAGAGAAAACGUUGCUGGAAUUGUGAUUUCGUGGAUCGUGAGCUUCUGCUAAAAGUUGUUAACUAACGGGGUAAGUUCGUUUGCUGAAGCUGCAUACAUUGCGAUUGUUAUUGCAGUUCAAAUCACGCAGAAAGAGCUGGAAUUUAGAUUCACUGCAGUUGAAGGUAGAGAGUAGGCCAUUUUAGGGAGUACAGUAUGGUGCUGGUGAAGAGAAUAUGUGUUGGAUGGAAUCGGUUGCUUUUGCUUCUUCCAGCACUUAUUUUAAUUCCUCACUUUCUAUCAGUCAAGGAGCUCCAUCAGCAAAGGGAUUUUCAGGAUGUACCUAAGGAGAAGCCAAAGAAGUCCAAUCAUCUUAUCCAAGGACCUGCUGCUGGGGAGGGUCUUGCUGAUCGUUUGCAAUGCCGAGGAACAAGGGCUCUUGAUAGAACACAAUUUCUGAAGUUUCGUAACCAUUCUCUCCCAACGGACCAUGUAGCUUUAGUCACUGUAUUCACCACUUACAACUCUACUGUUGACAGUAGACCAAUUGAGUUGGUUACUGUUGGGAACAUGUCAUAUAACAAAGUGGAGAGGUCGAUGGCCAUUUUGAAUGUUUUCUUAAAUUUUGUCCAGGUAACCAUGCCUCAAAGCAAUGUUAUCAUUCUUACUGAUCCUGCCUCUGAUCUUCCGCUGCAUAGAGAUAUGGUCACUAUUCAACCAAUACAAGGUGAAUAUUCGAGAGACAAGUUGAUGCUUCAAAGAAUCAGGUCUUACAUUAUGUUUCUACAAACAAGACUUGAGAAGCUGGAACAGAAGCAGGAACAAGUAACUCAUUUCAUUUUCACGGAUUCUGAUAUAGCAGUAAUAGGGGACCUUGGAGAAAUAUUUUCUGACUAUCCUAAUUUUGAUCUGGCUCUUACCUUCCGGAACAACAAAGAUCAACCUCUAAAUUCGGGAUUCAUUGCCGUAAGGGGUACUGCUGAUGGAAUUCAGAGGGGGGUGACGUUCUUACAAGAAGUACUAGAAGUUUACAGUUCAAAAUUUAUGCGAGCUUCUCGAAUGCUUGGAGACCAACUAGCUCUUGCAUGGGUUGUUAAAUCUAAACCCAACUUUAACAUCAAAAGGUUCUCUAGAAGAGAGGCUUUCCAAGACAUGAUUGGUGGUGCUUCGGUGCUUUUUCUGCCGUGCUCUCUUUAUAAUUGGACGCCACCAGAGGGUGCAGGCCAAUUUCACGGAAUGCCUUUGGAUGUGAAGGUAGUUCAUUUCAAAGGAUCAAGAAAGCGACUGAUGCUCGAGGCCUGGAAUUACCUCUCGUCUUCUUCUAACCUCCCCGAUACGCUAUGCCUCAUCUUGAGAAGUGGAAGAACAAAAUAUGACUUCUGAACUCGGUAUGGGGACUCUUUUGCCGUUGCAACCAUCAUCGUUAUCAAGUUGCUUCAUUUUGACCGAGUGUCGAUGAACUGAUGCUACAUCAAGUCCUCACUUUCGGGUUCGCUGCUGUUGGUUUCGAGAAGUUCGUCUCUGCUGCUACCCGAGACGAGAAGAAAUCCACAGCCACCAACGCGUCUCACAUCUCGCAUUAGGCAUCCCCGUCUUUCUUUCUCAGUCUUCAAAGGUGUGUGUGUUCUUGGAGUUUUGGUUCCAAAAAUAGUUGGAUUGAAAUGCGACAAAUUACCUAUAAAGUCAAGUUUCACUUUUCAA